Messenger RNA from Lolium rigidum, 940 nucleotides. Its product is annotated as elongation factor 1-beta. Gene Ontology annotation, biological process: translational elongation. Gene Ontology annotation, molecular function: guanyl-nucleotide exchange factor activity; translation elongation factor activity. The coding region runs from base 50 to 709 and encodes 219 amino acids. The record is from RefSeq and is a predicted model, not a curated record. The transcript has 6 exons. Lineage: Eukaryota; Viridiplantae; Streptophyta; Magnoliopsida; Poales; Poaceae. Gene Ontology annotation, cellular component: cytosol; eukaryotic translation elongation factor 1 complex.
UUAGCCUCCGCCGCCGCCGCACGCGAAUUCGACGAGCUCGCCGGAUCCGAUGGCCGUGACCUUCUCCGAGCUCCACACCGCCGAGGGGCUCAAGGGCCUCGAGGCGCACCUCGCCGGCAAGACCUACAUCUCCGGCGAUGGGAUCAGCAAGGACGACAUCAAGGUGUUCGCGGCGGUGUCCACCAAGCCUGGUGCCGAGUUCCCUAAUGCUGCCCGCUGGUAUGACACCAUCGCCGCGGCUACCGCUGCAAGGUUCCCUGGCAAGGCUGGUGGUGUGAGUGCUUCAUCCGCUUCUGCUGCGUCUGCUCCUGCUGCUGCCGAGGCUAUGGAUGUUGAUGAUGAUGACUUGGACCUGUUUGGUGAUGAGACCGAGGAGGACAAGGCUGCAGCAGCGGCGCGUGUGGCUGCCAAGCCUGCCAAGAAGAAAGAAAGUGGAAAGUCCUCUGUUCUCAUGGACAUCAAGCCGUGGGAUGAUGAGACUGAUAUGAAGAAGCUGGAGGAGUCUGUCCGCAGUGUUCAGAUGGAGGGUCUCACUUGGGGUGCAUCAAAGCUUGUUGCUGUCGGUUAUGGCAUCAAGAAGCUGCAGAUUAUGAUGACGAUCAUCGAUGAUCUCGUGUCAGUUGAUACUCUGGUCGAGGAAGUACUCCAGGAGCCGCCCCACAAUGAGUAUAUCCAGUCCUGUGACAUUGUUGCCUUCAACAAGAUAUAGAAUCUUGGUCUGUGCCCUUGUUGCUGCUGGAUUCUUGGUACUGGGAUUGGUCGUUCUUGAAGCAUUUCCAUCCCAUUUAGUUACCCCUCUUACAGAAAUGCUACUAGUUCUGUUUUUGAGUGAUGCCCUGGUCUCGAGUAUCUGUUACCUUUUAAAUAGUUGAAUGAAUUGCUGAGUGGUUUGUAAUGGCGAAUACAUCUGUCAUCUGGAGUAAAAUCAGUCUCUUGUUUA